This is a messenger RNA of Hylaeus anthracinus, 1874 nucleotides long. RefSeq names its product glycosyltransferase 25 family member. NCBI's taxonomy places the organism in Eukaryota, Metazoa, Arthropoda, Insecta, Hymenoptera, Colletidae. The transcript has 10 exons. The record is from RefSeq and is a predicted model, not a curated record. The coding region runs from base 3 to 1718 and encodes 571 amino acids. Gene Ontology annotation, molecular function: procollagen galactosyltransferase activity.
AAAUGAGAUUAAGGAAUAUUGUUUUCAUUUCUCUUGUUCUCCUCCUUACACUUUCGGUGACUUGCAGUGAAGAUUCGAAGAAACCAACAGUGUUGAUAACAAUUUUAGUUCGAAAUAAAGCCCACACGUUACCAUAUUUCUUAACCUUUCUGGAACAAUUAAAUUAUCCGAAAGAACGAAUACGUCUGUGGAUAUACAGUGACAACAAUAUCGAUAACUCGAUUGAAAUAUUAUCGACAUGGCUGGAAGGAGAAAGUAACAAGUAUCAUGGAGUCGAAAUAAAUUUUGAUAAAAAAUCUAAUGGAUUCGAAGAUGAGAAUGGAAUUGCCGAUUGGUCGACGCAAAGAUUUCAACACGUGAUAAAUUUACGGGAGAAAGGUGUUGACGCGGGGAGAAAUAUGUGGGCAGAUUUCAUCUGGAUGCUCGACGCUGAUGUUUUCCUGACAAAUCCAAAUACUCUCGACGAAUUGGUUUCAACGAAUAAGACCGUAGUUGCACCGUUACUGAAAUCCGAUGGCAUGUACAGCAAUUUUUGGGCUGGAAUGAACACCGAUUACUAUUAUCGAAGAACAGAUGAUUACGACCGGAUCUUAUUUCGCGAAGAAACAGGAUGUUUCGAUGUACCAAUGAUUCAUAGCGCGGUUCUUAUAGAUCUGAGGAAACAUGCUUCGGAUGCUUUAACUUAUAAUCCAAAUAAUUUAGAUCGAUACAACGGUCCUAUCGACGAUAUAAUCAUUUUCGCUAUUAGUGCCAAGAAAUCUGGUGUGCCAUUAUUUGUUUGUAACAACAAUAUUUACGGAUUCGUUAUGAUUCCGUUAGAAGAAGGAGAAACAAUUGUAGACGACCUACAAUCUCUAACUAAUAUCAAGACAGAGAUAUUAGCAAACAGUAAUUAUCUGCCAUUGUCGCGAAUACUUGAAAAAUUUGUGCGAUACCCUGUUGCGGAUACAUUGCAGGUGGAUCAAAUUUAUAUGAUAAAUCUUUUAAGAAGACCAGAAAGACGCAAUAGAAUGAAUCGACUUUUUAAGGAACUCGGUAUUCGUGCGGAAACUAUCGAUGCCGUUGAUGGUAGGACAUUAAAUGAAUCUGUAUUGGAAAAUCUGAAAAUAGAAUUGAUGCCAGAAUAUACCGAUCCUUAUCACUCACGACCAAUGACUAUGGGAGAAGUCGGAUGUUUUUUAAGCCAUUACACUAUCUGGAACAAGGUAAUAGAAAAUAAUUUCGAAAAAGUCAUAAUCUUAGAAGACGACGUACGUUUCGAACCGUUCUUCCGUCAAAAAGUAUACUAUAUUUUAAAGGAACUCGUUAAUCUUCAGCUCGAAUGGGAUUUAGUGUAUUUGGGAAGAAAAAGAUUGUUGGAACAGAAAGCUGAAUCAUCGAUUGACGGAUCGAAAUACCUGGUACGUGCUGCCUAUAGCUACUGGACAUUAGGAUACAUCUUAUCGGCAACUGGCGCACGAAAACUAGUCGAAGCAGAGCCACUGACAAAAUUAAUACCCGUCGAUGAAUAUCUUCCAACAUUAUCGGACGCUCAUCCUAGAAACGACUGGAAAGCGCACUAUCCAAAAAGGAAUUUAAUAAUACUCUCUGCUGAUCCUCUGUUGAUUCAUCCAACACAUUACACUGGCGAAACUGGCUACAUUAGCGAUACAGAGAACUCUACGAUCGUAUUCGAUUACGAAAAUAUAAACAAAUCAAACGAACGAGAGGAGCUGUGAGUGCCAUAUGUACCAGAUCUUUUAUUUCGUGACAUCGUUCACUGCCGAUACUCUCAGUCAGAGACGCUAUAGGAAAUAACAUAGACAUAUGAACGAAAAGAAUUUUAUACAUUUUCUUGUAAUUUUUCUAUAAUUAUAUAUUAAUAUUAUCAACUA